Porites lobata is the source of this 10109-nucleotide messenger RNA. The record is from the annotation of a GenBank genome assembly. NCBI's taxonomy places the organism in Eukaryota, Metazoa, Cnidaria, Anthozoa, Scleractinia, Poritidae.
UUUUUCAGAUCAUAUCUUUCACAGCGACCGAUCAAUCCCCUGGACCAGUGGGAAAUUCUUCGCGAGCAAAUAGAAUACGAAGGGGAGCUGGGCCGAGGAGCGUUCGGUGUGGUUUACAAAGCAAUGCUUUGGGAAAGAGUUGGGAUAGAGGUGUUUAGCAUAGAGAUUUCAAAACGGAAACUGUUAUCCAGCAAGACGGAGCCUCGGGUGGUUGCUGUCAAGGUUUUACUUGGUGAGACUAAAAACGAAAUUAAUGCAUGACCAUACAAAUAAUAAUAAAAAAAUGUUUUCAUUUUCUCGUUAUAUUACCAGCUCUAGGCAGGUCUUUCGGAAUUACUACUUAUGCCCUAGAUGCAAGAACCGAGUUACGACAUUUGUAAAGGAAUAACUUUUAUUUUAAAGCCAAAGCUCUAGAAUCAUUCAAGUGAAUGAACACAACAACUUGAACACAAACACGAAGCCUCAAGCUAAAAAGAAACGAUUUUUAAAGUCAUCCCAGACGAGAAACGUCAGUGGAGGAAAAAGAUGCAGAUAAUAUAAGGAAAGUACUUUGUAAAUCAUUCAUUCAGUUGUUUUAAGAAUUAAUUGUGUUGUUAUAAGUAACGAGUGGACUGUUUUGGUCCGCUCCGGUUAUUCUUUGUUGCUGUUGAAGUGAAAGGUCUAGAAAUAUAACAAAACACUUAAUGUCAGGUCCCUCGGGAAACCAGUUAGUUUUGUUUUCCCUCGAGUCCUAAUGUUUCCCGAGACGAAGUCGAGGGAAACAUAAGGAUUCUCGGGAAAACAAAAGUAACUGUUUCCCUCGUGAUCUGACAUUAACGUUCGAUGUUGUCGUUAUAAUCGUAAUAAAGCAUAACCACGCGCUUCUAAACAAUCUUUUAGUACACAUGCUUGGUACGGAAAAGGCUCAUUUCAUCACAAGAUAAAAAAUUAUUGGCACCUAACGUUGUGCAUGACAUUAUCCAUAUGGUUGGGUUUCGCCACUUUACAAACAAGAAGGAAACUGGGCCGAGUCAACUUGCGCAAAGACUGCUGGGACUGUUACUUGGAAAAGGGGAAAAAUGGUCAAUAGCUGACCUGCGCGUGCGCAUCCCCAAUAACGAUCCCCGAAGCCUUUGCGAAAGCUAACUCGGCCCAGUCUCCUCCCCGUUUCUAAAGUGGAAGUCGAAUUUAACAGAAGAAGUACCGUGCCAAUACGUUCUGAUGUGUUUAGAUAAUCCUAGCGCAGCACAGAAAGAAGAAUUCCAGUUUGAGAUCGAGCAGAUGAAGCAGUUGGGUUCACAUCCGAACGUUGUUUCCUUUGUUGGUUGCUGCACGCUUCAGGAUGAAAAGUUCCUGGUGAUAGAGUAUGUUCCUUUUGGGGAUCUGCUGACAUGGUUACGCUGCAGAAGGAACAGGGUGAGAAAAUGAACAAAUUUCUGCAAUGUACUUUGAACUAGGGUUACUGAAGAAAAAAGGAAAAGGAUUCGCCUCUUUGGAAACAUGAAGGAAUAUUCCCAGUUUUCCCCUUUUUCGAUUGCAAAAUAUCAAGCAUUUUCGCGUCAUUUCAUCCUUAUUUCUCCCACUUCCCACCCCAUUACAGCACCCGCCUCCCGCCCUUUCCUCUCCCUCCUGCCCCCCCAUUCUCCUGGGUUCGCCCCACACUUGUCCUCCUCAAUUUUUAGCUCCCAGUUCUCAUUUCAGAACGUUAUGGAGCUAGAAGCUUUAGCUUGGACCCAUUUGUUAAUAACUAUUACGUUUUGCUGUGUGAACAAAAUAUGACGCUAUACUUAGCCUUAGAGUAGCCAAAGCGAGGUGUUUUCACUUUUUGAUGUUGCUGAAUCUUGUAGAUCUACACACGCCAAACCUCCAGGAAAAUCUACGACGACAAAGUGGGUUUGAAAGAUGACGGAAACGCCAAAAAUCAGGUAGGGGUAAACUAAACGCUAUAUUCGAAUGGUCUUAAAAUUGCAGUCAGAAGUUUUAAGCUUAUGUGUAACUAAAUUACAUGCUUUGAUAUCAAUAAGUAACAUGUCCAGGAGGACAAUAAAACGGUUUUUGUAUGCGAUAAGCAUGGCUUAGCCUGUAGAGUGUCGAGUCAGUGAGUGGCUUAGACAGACCAUUGGGGCUUAUCAUGUUGACAGUGCCAUAUAAAGUCCAUUUUCGCGAGCAUCUAUCCGUAUCCUACAGUCCAAAGCCCAGGAUUUCGGAUUUCUCAAGCACAAAAUUUUCCAAGAUUUCGGAGUCCAUAAGCUAAAAAUUCCCCGGUUUCCGAAUUCUGAAAUCCCGAUUUCCUUACAUGCAGCGAACUCUUCCCCCGCAGGAUAAGGGAUUCAAAACUAACAGCGACGAACAGCCAACAGUCCCUUCCGCAUCGAUGGAAAAUCAGCACAGUCAGCACGCCCCCGCCCUGUUAGCCUCAACGGAAAGUUUGGCCGAAGAUCUCACUGAUGACGAGGCGUCGUUUUCCACCGAUCAAAACAUCUUUUCAUUUGUUCAGGAAAUGGCGAAGGGAAAGGUAAUAAUAUAUAUAUAUAUAUAUACCUGGUUUUUUGAAAACCGGGCUACUAAAAAAUGUCAGUCUCUCGCACUGAUUGUUAAUUUGAUGGCCCUUGUUACUUGAAAAGUAAAAUCUCACCUCAAAAAGAAAUUAUUGAAUACAUGAGCCUCCAUUUGAUAGAAUCGUCUAUCUUGAAGGUAACAAAAGUGACGUUUUCCUCAUUAAUCUGGAAAAUAAGGCAUUUUAAGAAGCAAUUUUUAGUGUCGGUGUCACCGAUUGCAAAGCCAAUUCCCCAGUUCACCCCAUUUUUAAUUGACGCUGGUCUCCCAAAAACAAUCUAAGCCAACACUGCUCAACAAAACCAAGUCCUAAAACCAGCAGUUCAACUGCUUGCUGACUAGGAACAUUCUGAACAGAGUGGGUCAUUGCUUACAUGCAAACAGCACAAACAAACUGCAUAAGAGUGCAAAAACACAUCAAACUUUACAACAACCCCACUCCCCUGCAAUUUAACCAGGCUACCCCAAAUGCAUACCAGACGAUAGCCCCCUGUCUGUGCAACAACAUGGCACCCGGCCAGACACAACCCCCCCUUAAUUUGAGGGAGACAUUGAGCUUUGAAAGACAGGGGUAGCCCCGGUACAAAAACUCAGCGAAUCCGCACUCUAGCACAAAGCAUAGUCUUUACAACAACCCCACCCCCCUGGAAUUUAACCAGGCUACCCCAAAUGCAUACCACAUGAUAGCCCUGUGUCUGUGCAACAACAUGACAGCCAGCCAGACACAACCCCUCCUUAAUUUGAGGGAGACAUUGAGCUUUGAAAGACAGGGGUAAGCCCAGGUACAAAGACUCAGCAAAUCUGCACUCUAGCACAAAGCAUAGUCUUUACAACAACCCCACCCCCCUGGAAUUUAACCAGGCUACCCCAAAAUUCAUACCACAUGAUAGCCCUGUGUCUGUGCAACAACAUGAGACUUAGUUUGACGGAAGCCCCCCUCAAAAAAUAUUAGCUGGGCCAACGGGGGCAACAGCCCGUCCCUACGGGACGGGCUGUUGCCCCUCAGUAAAAUUUUCUGAAUUUGCACUGAUUUCUGUCAAUUCCAGGAAGUUAUUUGGAGCCCAUGGUUAAGAGGUGAGGGUGGUUAGUCCUGAAGAGCGAGAUUGUUAUUUUUACACUAAAAGUAUCAGGGCUUUAAGCGAAUUAAGUUUUGAAAGAUUGCCUGCAAUGUGCUGGACUUGACUUAAGAUUUCAGGCAACCCGGUUUUCAAAACUCCAGGUAGAUAUCUCCAAUUAUUGACCUUUCUGCAUCUUAACUGUCAAUUCCUACUAACAUUUUUAUUUUUUACAGUGAAAGAGGCAUUUGGAUGGUGAAUCCCUGGAGAUAAUUAUAUAUAUAUAUAUAUAUAUAUUAUAUACAUACUGAGAAAUACUCACCAAAAAGCUAUGUCGUAAAUUUUCGUACGCAAAUUAGUUAUAGCCAAUCAGAGGAGCGAACGAUGGUUUUCAUACGUGAAAAAAACGAUACGUCCAAUCAGAAUAGCGAACGAUGUUUUUUCACGUGUGAGAAAAAUGAUACGUCCAAUCAGAAGCCACAGAGGUGUAGGAGUUUCGCGCCAAAAUUCCCGCCUUUUAUUGCAGCUUGCAGCGCCGCUUCGCACACAUUUAUUAACGAGAAAAGUUUUACUCAAGGAGUUUUUCUCGCUAAAAAAGUGAAAAACAUUUCGGAAAUGGAGUGGAAUAGUUUCGUUUGUUUCACUGUCGAUAAAAAAAUACGGUAGAGAGCCGGUGAAACAACAGCGGAAAGGGAUAAACAGAACGAGACGUAAGCUUUUGUUGUGCUUUUUGUCGGAGCUACUUUGCCUUUCAUUUAAGCUUAAGCUUAUAUUGAAACCGGCCAUUUUACUUAAAUUCACUCAUUUUCAAUUGUGCAUUGAGAACAAACAGUUAAGAUUACUUAUAGUUCUUGGAUUAAACCUCAUAUCCUCACCGUCAUUUAUGUUUUUAACAAACGUUUUUACUAAAAAGCUGAUACUUCGUUUUCGUUGUCAUUUUGCGGUAAGUGUGUAGCGGCAAAUUUUAGCUUUUUUGAAAGAUUUAAAAUAAAAAGGCCCGCAAAAUGAUGAAUGACUCAGUAUGUAUAUAAUAAACACAAUACCACAUGGAAAGUGCUUUGUACGGUAUUUACGCACUCGUUGUUUUUGUAUCAGAAAUCUUACUCGUUCGCUGCGCUCACUCGUUCGAUUUCUGAUACGUCAACAACUCGUGCGUAAAUACCGUACGCCAGCACUUUCCAUGAAGUAUUCUCUAUAUAUAUAUAUAUAGUUUUUUUUUUUAAAUAGCUUGGUCUUUUGAGAGCUACACCUCUUUUACUGUCACUGAAACCAGUGGUGGCAUCGCGGAAUUACGGCUGUUUUCUCAGGCUACUUUCCAAUUUGUUAACGGAUUUUGAUUUCACACAGGAAAGCAAGGAUGCUAAGCAACAGGUGGAGCAAGAGCAGACACAAAUGAACAUGGAAAUGACUCCAUUAUUGCAAGAUGACGGUGACGUCAUUAGAGAGGAAGCCCAGAUGACCUCUGAGAAUCUCCAUGAUGUAAACUUUUUUCAAUUCAUUUCAUUUUAUACAUUAAAAUAUGCGAGAUUACACAACAUUUAGUCCUAACUUACCGUUUUUAAGACGUUGCUUAUUUAAAAUGCGCCUAGAAAAAAGAAAACAAACAAACAAAUAAACAAACAUCACACCAGGGGCACCCAACGAGAGUAUAGUUCAAAACCACAUAAACAUAGCAUUGUUGAACGUACUUUAGUAUUUAAACGGUAGAUAAAGGCUUAUUUUUAUCCCCUAAAAAUUUUUCAUCUGUUCGGAUUUCCUAGCUGAAAGUAUAGUGAUCCGAAAAUUAUAGGGAUCAAAAUUUACCUUUUCGAAAAUUUCAGCCAGAAAAAGGGCUCCCGAAAAUUCUAGGUGACCUUUUUAGGGUAAAAAUCCGUUAAAAAUGGGCAAUUAUACGAUUUUUUUGAAGUUCGAAAAUCCUAUACUAGGAGAGGUAGGCAAGCAAGAAAUUUGUCAGAAAAUGAUCCGAAAAUUCUAGACCUCAAAUCGUCUUCCGAACAGAUAAUUUUCCGAAAAUUGUCGUUGGGUGCCCCUGAUCACACUGCCAUUUCGUUCGUAUAUUCCUUCUUCACAUAGCACUUCUGUAGUCUCUGUAUAUUCUCCCCCGACGUUGUCACCUUAAAGCAAAACGAGCCACUGCACAUGCAACUGUCAAAAGGCCAGAGCCGCCCAUUACUUAAUAUUCCAUUAAUUAUAGUAAUAAACAAAUAUACUAGUUUCCAAUUAUUUUCACGCCGUUAGUUAUUCAGCCGUUCAAGGUGUUGUUAACUACAAAAUAAUCUGCUGAUGUUUAUAAUAAACAUUUUUCCUCAAUUUCCAUGUCCAUUUGACCCAUCUGAGACAACAAAACAGUCGUCAAAGGCACUAACUCGCGGAGUAAGAUUCUCGCGCGAGCUUCACACGGCUGAGGGGCGUCCCUUCAGAUCUUUCAUUCAACCGCACGCGCGCGCUUUCCUGAUCUAUACAUUGUAGACCCUUCUUGACAUGUUUUGCACUAUUUGUGCAUUUAGGAUAAGGGAUUGGAAGAGUUCACUAAAGAACAGUUGAACAUGUCAAACAACCCACCCGUGGAAAGUCAGCACACAGAAUCGAAGCCGCCUUUGAGUGAAAGUCUCGAGGAAGAUCCACAAGACGAGGAGGAAAGCUUUUCUACUCGACAGCUCUUUAAAUUUGCAUGGCAAAUAGCGAGGGGAAUGGUAGCUACUGUAUUUGUUUACAUGUUAUCAUACUGUAUUUGACUAGAGAGUUAGCCUUUAAAAAUGGACGCUGAUUUCAAAGGCGAACUGUAUGGGGCAUAUAUAUAUUGAGAAAGUAGAAUUUCCCUACCAAAAUUUACCUGCCCUCAAGAAAAUAAAAGUACCAAGUUUUCUGACAAAACCACUUUUUAGCGCAAAACAGCCAAAUCGGGCUAAAUGCCAUGAAAUGAAAUCGGGUGGAAAAAUCGGCAAAAGACGAGUUUUAGGAAAUGAGUUUUUUCUGCAGUUUUGGUAUCUUGAAAGCAACCACACGAUCUGCCAACACGCUGUUUUACGCCCAUUUCGGUUCCUUGCGCUCUCGGUUUUCUUCCAGAGUAGCCUAUACCCUCGAUCUUCCCACAUUUUCAUUCAUUUAAAGAUAUUCCCUUGAUGUACUCUCGUGACAUGAAGCCAACUUCGAAAACCUCGAUCGAAACUCAGGUACCUGGGCGUGACUUUUGAAACACUGAAAAUACCAGGGGAACCGAGAAACGGCGGCGAUUGUACGAUGGACAACAACUUAAGAGGACUGAGAAGCAAUUCAACCAUCGUCAUACAAAACAUUAUAGGAAAAAUGCAGCUUGGACGCCAGACUUUUCGUAUUAAAAGUUAUUAACGGAUUUUAAUUCGCUGACCAUAGUUAGUCGAGACGGGUUUCAUUACCAUUCCACUUUAAUAACUAUGGCUCAACUAAAGUCACUUUAAUUAUUUAUUCUACAAAAUUUCAAAAGUCAGGAACAACAAGUUAAAGAGAAAACUGAAUAUUUCGAUCGAAUCGCUCGAACUUCAUUAGCAAUGCAAAAAUGCCAGGUUAUGUACCAAAUAGGUUGUCAUGUUCCCCCAGGAGAGGAUAGUACAUGGCCGGGAGGUCCAGUCCCUCGUCCUCAUUCACGGAGGGUUUUCUUUCUGCGAUUGUAAUGGCCUCCUUGACUCGGUAAAAACCUUGAUGGUGCCAUUUUUGUCAGAUAGAACUUUAGCAUUGUGGGGGUUGAUGUUGUGACCCCCGUUGCUCAACAGUGUUCGAAAACGGCAAAAAUUUCACGGGAUUGGUGUUCUUUGAUCUGGGUACAAAAGGAUUUUGGAAGAAUAUUUUAUAAGAAUUUUGGCUUGUAUAUUUAAGUGUUGGUGUCUGAACUGACGGCUAACUGGCUGUUGAUCAUGGACAUAAACUCUUCCUUAAAUUAGUUAUCUGUCAUUAUGUGAUGCUAAAAUUUGAUUUCCCUUUCUCUACCUCUACAACUAGAAUCAUCUUGCCGAAAAAAAUCUUGUUCAUAGAGACCUUGCAGCUCGUAACGUCCUUGUUGGCCAUGACAAUCGGGUGAAAGUGUCUGACUUUGGGUUGAUGCGACAAAUCUAUGAAGAUGUGAAGGGCUCAGAAAAGUCCAAGAAACUUCCCGUCAAAUGGAUGGCUCCAGAAUCGCUUUAUCGAGGCAUCUUUACCAUCAAGAGCGAUGUGUGAGUAGAAUAAGACCUUCAAUUUAACGCUAGACUAUAUAUCUCAUCGUAUGAGUCUCGUACUGGAUUAACUUACUUUUAAUAGUCUUUUCCGAACUGAUUUUUUUAUCCCGGACGACGUAUACGUAAUUUUUUCGCGGAAUAUCUCGGUAAGUUCUCGAACGCCAUCUCGUUAUGGCAAAGCUUGGGUUAAAAUUUUGCCAACUGAUUUAUAUUAGUAGGAUUUUGCUGGCCUCUCUAAAACUAGCCUGGAAAAGGCAAAGCGUGAAUGUCCUUCCUCAAAAUCUUCUUAGCCUUGACCGUCUGCCUAUAUCGCUCUGUAACCAUUUUGUUGUUUUCUGAUCUUUUCUUUCCUAGCUGGUCCUACGGCGUACUUCUGUGGGAAAUGGCCACACUGGGUAUGCAUACUUAGAGAUUUAUUUACUUUAAUUACACAACUGCUUGCUUACUUUUGCUCGUUUCUAAUAAAAAACACUGACUCAUAUAAUUUUUUGGUCCAGGCCCCCAGUUGUUCAUUCCCAGAUUCCAUCUUUUCCAGCUCUCGCACGUUUGCCUCUUAAUUCCUUCACACUUAACAUGCUCGCACGAAAAACAAUAGGCCGUGUCCAGGUUGCCCUAGACUACGAGUAGUCCCCCAUUUUUCCUCAGGGAUAGUAGAGCGAGUGAAACGCGAGCGCUCGUGAAAAUCACCCCACGCGAGAAAAGGCGACACGCGGCGGGGAGAGAGAAAAAUGAAGCCUUUUCUCGCGUGGGGUGAUUAGCAAAAAUGGGGGACUACUCGUAGUCUAGGGUUUUCCCAACCCACUGUUUCAAAGCGAGGCUAAGUGUGAAGCCAUUGAUAUGAAAAUGAGUUUUUUUACUUUCAUGCAAAGGUAACUCAUUAUCACAAGAAAGGUUUUGCACUCGUUUUGAAAGUGAGGGUUUUUGUAACUCGGAAAUGGCCUUUCCUGAAGGACUUUGCAGUCUACGACCUGAACAAAUAACGUGAAAAUGAUUGUCAAACUUACUGCCCAGCUUUUUCUGAAUAACUGAUUUUCUUCUUCUGUUGGAUCCAGGAGGCGUACCAUACCCUACGCUGACCAACACAGAGCUGUAUCGCCUGCUCAGCUCUGGAUACCGAAUGGAAAAACCUGACAUGAGCUCCGAUGAAGUGUAAGUUGAUCGCUCCAGUGAUUUGAGGAUAUGUUAUCAUGACAGAAUUAUAGACAGGACAAAAUUUUACUUUAAAAAGAGCUUAGUACGACAUUGCCCUUUGAAUACGAACAGUUGGUUUCCAGGGUCAAGAUCUCCUACUCUCCGCGCCCCGGGGGCAUGAAAAGGAAACUCGGACCAUGUGAACGAGGCUGUGGAGUUCGGCCCCUGAUGGUCACUGAUGAUGUAUACGGCUGGCUCCGCAAGCGAACAAAAUGAAGUAAAUCCCGCGAGAAAGGAAUUGCCCGCGUUCUUUUCCGAAGAAAAACAACCUCCUUCAUUGGCAUGCUUGUGGGACAACACAGACUCCUCUUCUUUUCACGUACAGUUAGUGGUGAUGGGCCUAUUAGCCUUUUCCCGCUUCAAGCCUCCACUUGCGCGUGCGCCUGAUCAUUUUUUCUCUAACUGCUGCUGUGGUGCCAAUCAAGGUUGUCCAAAAACGCUUAAAUGUACCAUAUAUCCAUCUUUAAGGAUAAUGACCCAAAAACCAAGACGUGAGUUGACAAAUCAGAAUCUCAGAAUUAGUUCUAUGACAGACUUUAAUGUGUUUGAAUACAACACCAGUUUAGUUUUCUUCAGCUCCAUAUACUCUAAGAGACCUCUAAAAUGUCUUAAACAGCUCAAAUGUGGUUGAUUCUGUGCUGAAAGUUUGUAUAGUUACCAUCUCUGACCAUUUCUCAUCCAGCCACAGUCUUUACCUCUCAAUUUCUCUUCGAUUACCGCUGACUGGCAUGGGUUGUUUUUUGCGGUACGUCCCUAGGCCUUAUUGCGCCAGGCCGAUGCGUUUCGUGUCAAGUGGUCCGAAAGAUUUUAUCUCGGAUGCGUCGUCGAAAUGCAUUGACCGAGACAGGACUGGAAAGACACUGUACAGGGACUAGGCAAGGUUGUUGUAUUUCCUAAACAAAAACAUGAACACUAAGGAGCUAAUUUGAGAGAAUUAUAAAUCGGUUUGUUUUUAACUGUCUUCGACAGAUACGAGUUGAUGACAGAGUGCUGGAAGGAAGACCCAAGAGCUCGACCCAGUUUCUACCAGAUGAUAGAAAAACUGGAGAUCAUCAUGCAGAAGGAUGCACCAUAUUUGGAUGUGAACAAGCAUGAUGAGGCCCAUCCAUACUAUAACGUGCCUCCAAAUAUGGAGUAA